Podarcis lilfordi (Lilford's wall lizard) is the source of this 9750-nucleotide messenger RNA. The record is from the annotation of a GenBank genome assembly. Lineage: Eukaryota; Metazoa; Chordata; Lepidosauria; Squamata; Lacertidae.
GACGGUGGUGGGGUGUCCGUGAGGAGGAGUUGUCCGUAGGGCCCCGCUCCUCCUCGGCCUGUUGGGAGCCGAGAUAUUUGGGUUCUCUGAGGGGAAGGAAGGCGGCUGAGGGGGAAACAAAGAAGAGCCCGCGCCGCCGGGUUCCUUCCCUUCGCUCGAGGAGGAGGGGGAGGGGCGGGCGAACGGGCGACGGUUGCUCUGGGGUUCCCGCCGCCGCCGCCGUCUCCCGCCAUGAUAAGCGCACGCCCGGAGGCCUAGUAGCCUCGCGCCUGUUGCGAGAAUGGUGGGGCGGUGGCGGCGGCCCCGGCGGCAGCCCUGGCUCCUCCUCCCGCCGCCGCUUCUGCUGCGGGCCCUCCUCCUCCUCUUCGGCUUCCUGCUGCCGGGAGCACCGGCCCAGCGUGAGUGAGUUGAGGCAAUGGCGAGCGCCGCCUUCGCUCGCUGCUUCUCUGGCCAAGCAUCGAGGGGACUACCCCCCCGCACCCUGAAGAGGGAAGGGGCGCCCCCCAAAUCGGCCCCCUCACCAGCUCCUGGAGCCCCCGAGUAUGGCCUGCUCCUGCUGACUCGAGGGGCUGCCUGGAUGGGGUUAAUAGCCACGAGGAGGAUUUUGGCACCUUAAAGUCUGAUAGUUGUUAUUAUAUCAGAUUCUAGUCCUCCGCAGAAGGGACCUAUCAUUAGCUUCAGUGGGUCUGCUCCUUGGCUAUUGCAACCCUUUAUUAUUAACAAUCACGAGGUAUUAGUUUUUAAGAUGCCACAAGACUUGCUGCUGUGUUUUUAUUCCCCCGAAAAAGAUGAGUAGGGUUACUCCUCUGGAAAUGAUUUCACUUUCUGAUGUGCUUCUCACUCGGUGUACCAUGUACAGUAUGUGUGUAUAUAUUGUCGGCAUCCAUCUGUCUCAAGAUAAAAUGGAGUGCACCUCCGGAGGUGAAGUCAAACCACUGUGAUAGAAACCACUGAAGUGAUAUCCUCGAGGCGCAAGCCUGGGCAGUGUGUGUGGAGGUCCUGGGCUGCCCAAACAACAAGAUCCUUCUCUGCCUCCCUUAUGUAGUCCAAAGGAAAGCAGAGCAAUACGUUUGGCAUCAACUCUGCUGCAACAGUUGCUGGAAGGAAGCGAACAAAACACCAUCCAACUGCCCUUGGGUCACCACCCUGGAUUUGUGAAGGGUUUACUCCUUAGCCUUUUCAUCUCCCGAAGGUGUCCCAAAAAGCAGCAGAGGUUUAGGAUUCCUUCUCCUAAAUAAGCUACCUUCCCCGGCUGAUGAGCCUUGUAUGCCGCCUCCUAGCAACUCCUGUAGCCAAGCUGGUGCCAGAUGUAUUGCUUUCCUUUGGACCACAUCAGCGAGGCUGAGAGCGGGGUCUUGUUGUCUGGGCAGCCCAGGACCUCCAUACACACUGCUCAGGCUUGCGCCCUGUGGAGGUCACUUCAGUGCACCCAACACAGUGGUUUGACUUCACUCCUGGAGGCGCACUCCAUUGUCUCUGAAGACAGACAGAUGCCAACAAUAUCCAUAAUUCUCCUGAAUAAUCUUGACCACCCUAGAAAAGGGCAGGAAUGAUAGUUAGCAUUUAUAUAUGUGGGAACCCAAUGCCCAAUUAAUGUUAGUGUGCAGUUCUUUCAAGAGAGAGUGUUGAGCAUUGGGUUUCCACUUAUAUAAAUGCUAGCUAUCAUUCCUGCACUGGAAUUAUUUUACAUUUUUAAACAUAUGUUGUCAAUCAGCAUUAUGUAUGCAGGCUUCCUCUAAAGAAGUAAGCCUCUUUCCGUGGUGCCUAUAUCAAAGUUAACUAGCCUGGCUUUGAUUUCCACCCAGGUAUUGCAGAAGAUUUUGUGUGUGUGUGUGUGUGUUAUUAACACCAUGUAGUAUCAUUGCCACCUCCUAGAAUUUAUGGACUACUAGUUAUUUGCUUCAGCAGUGCUGCAAAAAAGUUUAACAGAAGGAGCCACAUCAAUAGGGUGACUGUGAUCAAGUAUAGUCAUGGGUACCAAUUACUCUUAAGAGCAUAUAUAUACCUUUGCCUUCCUGUUGUUAUUUAAAUGAAACACUUUUUGUGUUGCAAACCACCUUAUCAAUCAGCAAAAAGCAAGUGAUUAAGAGAGACGGACACAAUAUAAACAUUUUCAAAAAUUUCAGGGAACAUAAACAGUCAUCCAUUUGGCAAUCCAAAUUCAUCUUGAAAGAAAGUAGGUUUUCACAAUACUGCAGUAGAGAAGUCCUUCCCCCGUGUGUUAGAUAAAGGACCCCUGACCAUUAGGUCCAGUUGUGGCCGACUCUGGGGUUGCGGCGCUCAUCUCGCUUCAUCUCGCCACUUACCUUCCCACUGGAGCGGUACCUAUUUAUCUACUUGCACUCUGAUGUGCUUUCGAACUGCUAGGUGGGCAGGAGCUGGGACCGAGCAACGGGAGCUCACCCCGUCGCGGGGAUUCGAACCGCCGACCUUUUGAUCGGCAAGCUCUAGGCUCUGUGGUUUAACCCACAGCGCCACCCGCGUCCCAACACCUGUGUGUUAGUAAAACACAAUUCAGAUGUUUAAGGGGUGAGGAGAAGAGCCUCUCCUUCAGAUAUUCAAGAGCAAGCAGGCUUAUAGUAGAGGAGGUGGUUCACAUCAUUUAAUUAAUGGAAAACAGAUCUCUAAUUUCUCUAAAGAAUCCUGGGAACCAUAGUUUGUUAAGGGUGCUGGGAAUUUUAGCUUUGUGAGGGUUAAACUACAGCUCCCAGGAUUCUUUGGGGGAAGUCAUGUGCUAUAAAUGUAUGGCGUGUAUGAAGUCACAGUCCAGUUCAGUGCUUAAGUUUUCUUUUAAGUACAGUAUUUUUCAGCUCUUCACCUUUAUGAAUUGUAGCUAAUAAGCUUUAUACCAGGUGCCAAAUAUGUCUGCUUCCAUAGCAGCUCUAAAGUUUUCUUACUAUUGAAAGAUGCUUAAGCCAGAAUAAAUACAAGAGUCUCCAAAGAAGUACCAUAACUGUGGACCUACAGUAGGAAAAAGCCUCUCUAUAUGUCCUAGUGUUUGAAAUUGGUUGGUUUGACUAUUGUUACGUAGUGGUCAAGAGCCUUAACAACAACAACAAUAAUAAUGUUAUUAUUUGUACCCUGCCCAUCUGACUGGGUUGCCCCAGCCACUCUGGGCAGCUUCCAGCAUAUAAGAUGGAAAGUGAAGUACAGUAAAGGGAAAGGGGGAAAUACAAAAAACUGAGGAAUCCCUUUCUUUAACUUUUUUUUUUUAAAGGGGGGAUACUCCCUUUGUCUUCCUAUUGUACGUACUCAAACUUGGUGACAUUGCUUGGUUAUACCAUACAUUCAGUUCUGCAUAUAGAUAAAUAGAUACUGCCUAUAUAUUUUUUGACUUUUUUAGACAUUUGUUAAUUUAAGACUUUUUAAAAUAGAAUUUGCCUCCCCUUUCAGCGUAUAAAAUGACUUUCUAGACUAGAAAGAUGGACAGGAAGGUUGAAUGUCAAGUUGCAGCCGAUCAGGCUGUUCAUCCAACAUUAUUUGUUAUUCCAUAGCAGUUUGUGAGAAAUUUUCAAAGAUGACAGCUAAGUACCAAUCAAUUUUCUUGACAACCCAGGUCAUCUUCUCUUUCUUCCGUUUGCAUUUGUCCCCCAGAGGCAGCAAAAUACAAGGCAGCCACCAGAGACUUCCUGUUUUCUAAAUUUGUGUGUGUGUGUGUGUGUGUGUGUGUGUGUGUGUGUAAGUUGCCCUGGUUCCAGCAUUACUAAUCAGCUAACUCUUUUAAUGAUACCUUUUAAAGAUACAAAUGCUCUGCUUGAACUUUCUUUUUAUCCAUUUGGGCUUUCUAUUUAUUCUUACAGUGUUAUGUCAGAGAUGCUAAGCAGUCUGUCUGUUUUCCAUUCACUGAGAAAUUUAGAGCAUUGUCUAGACAUGGGUAGUGUCAGAUUUCUUUUGGAAAAUUAGUUUUAUGUUAUAAUAAUAAUAAUAAUAAUAAUAAUAAUAAUUUAUUUAUACCCCGCCCAUCUGGCUGAGUUUCCCCAGCCACUCUGGGCGGCUCCCAAUCAAGUGUUAAAAACAGUACAGCGUUAAAUAUUAAAAACUUCCCUGAACAGGGCUGCCUUCAGAUGUUUAUUGCAUUUUAAUAAUUGUACACUUCUAUAAACCCCCCCCAAAAUAGUAAAUCAGUUGCACAUACAUUUAAAAUCAAGAGCAUAAUUUUCUUCCUUGGGGAAGAUUAGAAUUUUCUACUUUUGAGAAUCUGUUCCUAAAAUUCUCAUCCAUAUUGCAAUCCAGAUAUUUUCCUCCCAGAGUAGAAUAAAUAGGAACCUGCUAACUUACUGUUCACAUUAGAGAAGGAAACAAGAACAUUUGCACCAAUAAACACUCCAUUCAGAGGCUCAAUGUUUCUGCUAUCUGUGAUGGAAACUGGGCCUUAGCCUACCAAAGUAUACUCGGAGUAGACCUACUCAAGAGUAUGAUUUGGUUGGAUAUAACUCUCCCCUUCCCCCAUCUUUUCCCUUCUUCACUGAUGUGCAUAUGUGUGUGAGAGAGAGAUGGAGGCAAGAAGAAGUUUUCUUUUUCUUCACUGAUAGUAUUUUAUGAACUUCACAGACAAAAUAAUCUAGAUUUGAUACCUAUUUUUCUUUCAUUGGCCUCAAACUUUUGAGCAUAUUUCAUUACCUUUCAAAGUUCUAAAUACCCUUAUAUAAUUUUGUGCAUGCUGAAUAUGUUCACCAUGUUUUUAUGUGUCACCAUGAUGUGUAUGUAUGAGUGUUUAGAGCCUGUUGCAGGAUGGAUGGUGGUUAACGGAUUGAGGAUGAAUCCCGACAAGACAGAAGUACUGUUUUAGGGGGUGGGUGGGGGUGAGGGAAUCCCUGGCCCUGAAUGGGGUAACUGUGCCCCUGAAGGACCAGGUGCGCAGCCUGGGACUCAUAGCUGUCCAUGGAGGCGCAGGCCAAUUCUUUGUCGAGGGCAGCUAUCUACCAGUUCCAUCUGGUAUGCCAGCUGAGACCCUACCUGCCUGUGCACUGUCUCGCCAGACUGGUACAUGCUCUGGUUAUCUGACUACUGCAAUGCGCUGUACGUGCGGCUACCUUUGAAGGUGACUCGGAAACUACAACUAAUCCAGAAUGCAGCAACUAAACUGGUGACUGGGAGUGGCCACUGGGACCAUAUAACACUGGUCCUAAAUUAUCUACACUGGCUCCCAGUACAUUUCUGAGCACAAUUCAAAGUGUUUAAAGCCUUGUAUACUUGAAGGAGCAUCUGCACCCCCAUCGUUCAGCCUGGACACUGAGGUCUACCUCUGAGAGCCUUCCCUCUCUACAAGAAGUGAAGUUACAGGGAACCAGGCAGAGGGCCUGCUCAGUAGUGACACCCUCCCUAUGGAGGGAGAUAAAGAACUACACAACUUUUAGAAGACAUCAGAAGGCAGCCCUGUAUCGGGAAGUUUUUAAUGUUUGAUGUUAUAUUAAGUUUUUAUAUGAGUUGGAAGCCACCCAGAGUGGCUGGGGCAGCCCAGCCUAAUAGGGUGGGGUAAUUAAUAAUUAUAAAGAAAGAUUCAGAACAUAGCUGGACAUCAAACCACAAUAUCUGUGUAAUCAAUUCAUUCAUAUAUAUAUAUAUAUAUAUAUAUAAUUUUCUAAAGUUUCUUUUGGCAAUAUUGUUCAGUAAUUGUUUCGAAAUGUUGAAUAAAAUUCUAGUCCAUCUCCUUGAUUCUCUCUUGGUAUCUCUCCAUUUGAAAAAUCUUUGUAGUAAAAGCAAGCCAUUUUUUUUUGUCCUGCCCUUCCUGUUUUACUUCAAAUAUCCUUUUACAUCUUUGAAAAUUUAACAUAUAGUGGUAUCUCGGGUUAAGUACUUAAUUCGUUCCGGAGAUCCGUUCUUAACCUGAAACUGUUCUUAACCUGAAGCACCACUUUAGCUAAUGGGGCCUCCUGCUGCCGCCGCACCGCCAGAGCACAAUUUCUGUUCUCAUCCUGAAGCAAAGUUCUUAACCCAAGGUACUGUUUCUGGGUUAGCGGAGUCUGUAACCUGAAGCGUAUGUAACCCAAGGUACCAUUGUAUUUGUCUUCUUCAUAACAAUGUAAGGUAGACCUUGCCAGUACUCAGCCAUUGUGUAUGAUGAUGUCACUGUUGGUUGUCAUUUUAAGUAGCUUCUUAAUGGGUGAAUGCUUGAUGUGUGAGAAGCAAUCUGCAAACUAAGUUAGAACAGCAACAUUGUUGGUUGUUAAUAUGUCUCUACAAGCCUUUUAAAUGAAGGUCACUUCCAGUCUGCCUUUCUAUUGGGGUGUUGUUGUUUUUUAAAUUAUCAUUUGUGUGUUUGCUACCCUGGCUCCUUUGAGUGGGGGAGGGGGAUAUGAAAAAAAAUAACAACAACAACAUCCCAAAGACUUUGGACCACAUAUUAAAAAUGGUGUGUUUGGCCUCUUUGAGAGUAUCAGCAUUGUAAAAUUAAUCAAAAUGUGGUGAAAACUCUGGUGUUUAAUUUUCUUUUUCUUUUUUUUAGGUGUGCAUCAUACUUUUGACAAUAUUAAAGAAAUGCAGGUAACAUUAAUUUUAGUAUUUGGGGAAAUGGCUUUGGUAUGUCCAUGAAGACUUUCUGGAAACUUCAAGUCAUCUCAAAUUCAUCUCUCAGGGUUUUGUCUGGGACCAGCUGAUGGGUUGACAUUACACUGUCAGCUUCACUUUGUCCUUUUUUUCUGGGCUCAAUGCAAAACUCUGGCUUUGUGCUUUACAGCAAGAAAAAGCUGGUGGGGUCAGGGGAAGCACCUAAAGUGAACAAAAACAGGCCCUGGUGCUCACUAGUACAAAACUUUAUUUUAUCUCAGUGCAUUUCAGAGUGAAACACUCCUUCAGGAGAUUUAAAAGCUUGCAAGGUCCUAAAAUUCAGAAACAUCUCAUUCUUAAAAUCUGAACAGCACAAAAACCAGCUUGAUAAUGUGGUAUCAGAAAAUUGUAUUCUAUAUAUACAUCUAUGUAAUCUCUGCAAACUUUUCAAGCUUCUAAGGAGGAGGUGGAUCAUUCUGAAAAGCGUUGAACUGCAAUUCAGAGUCUUGUACCUAUGAGCCUCAGAGCUUGUUCUCCCUUAUGCUUUGAUCUUUAAAACCCUGAGCAAUCUAGGAACUGAGUAUUUUAGGAACCUACUCUUCCUGUACAGAUAUGCCUGGAAACUUCCAUGUCUGAGACCAAUUUUGAUGAGGUUGUCCAGAUUGAUUAACUGACGGGUAAUUUGUUGCUCACGUUGAGGCAAGUUUUUUUUUAAAUCAAGUCCCCCCCCCCCCCAGUUCCAAUCCUUAGAGGAUGUGUUCCUUCUUAAUAAUUCCUGUUGUUUUUGCUGUUGUAAUUUAUUUUGCCAUUUUAUAAGAAGCUGCACCUGCUGUAAUUCCCUCUUCUAUGCAACUAUGAAAAGUGCAGGAGCCCUGACUUCUCUUUUUCCUGGGAACCCUAGUUCAGGAUGUGGCAGGGAGGUUGUCUGGGAGUGAAGGAAGGCAAGGUGUCUGUGAGGCAAGGUAAUUCAGAUUGUCUUAGGGCUGUUGAGGGCUCUUCCCUGCUCCCAGCUGUGGUGAGAUUUUCCACAAGGUGCCAUGCCUCUCCCUCUGAGGAAGUCUCCCUGGGGUUUUAAUUGGGCAGGAUCCUGACACCUGGCCAUAGUCUUUAUUUUCUUCCUGUGCUAAAUAUGUUGAUAUCAAUUACUGCACACCCUGGCACAUGGGGCUUAUUUGGACAUAUGCCAAAUGAUGGGAAAUCUUGCUGUUGCAGUGAAGUAACAGUCAUCUGGGAAUGACUAGGCUUCUUACUUAUUUUGCAGAUCGCUCUGAACCCAACUAUGACUGUGCAGAUUUCAUCAGAGACAGCAGACAAUCUUCAAGCUCUAGGUAAGCACUCAUCUUUUACUUUUCCACAACACCUUUGAAAAUCCUUGCUACAGAAUCAUUUUGAAAGGUCCAUUUCAGAGAAGCCAGUCACUAGAAAAAUGGAUCGCUGUCUCUGUUUCCAUGUUCUAAAACAAGGAACAUCAAUUCUAGGCAGAACAAGACCUAUGACCCAACGCUGUGCAACACAUGGGUUGUGGUUUGCUGCAGUGUAGAGUGGGCCUUAGAAACUGUUGCACUUAUAGAGUAGGAGAAAGUGAGCAAGAGAUGGGUCCAUUUGUGGUUUACAUGACCUCUUUUUCUGCUUUACAGAACCUUCUCAUAUAUUUGAAGUGGAAACAACAAACGAAGAAGAGAAGACGUUGAAUAACCUUGUUGGCCUUUUGCAAGAUAUGGUGAAAAAUAUUCCAACAGCAUCAGCGCAAUCACAAACACCAAAACCGACAGAAACAGCAACUAUCGUAAUAUCCCACCCAGAGCCUUCCCACCCAGAGCCUUCUCCAUCUGAAGCAGUGGGCACAGUUUUGCUAAACCUGAAUCCAAAGACUGAGGGAAUACAAGUAGAGUCAUUGGAAACAGUUGCCCUGACCAAUGAAAAUACCCCAACUACCUCAACAGCAUUUUGGGACCUCCGAAAUGACGCAGGUGCAUCAGUCGUUUUACAUUCUGAUAUAGUCACUCCGGAAGGAAAUACUGAAGAACAAACUGAGACAAGUGUAUUUUAUUCUGCUGAAACUACUCCAGAUCAAUCACUGGUCAGUGUGUCAUUUUUGUUGGAAACGGAUACUACCACGCAAAAAGCAAUGACUUUUGAUCAGCUAACAAAUGGAGCUUUGGCAAGUCUGGUGGAGUCUCUAAGGAACGUGAGAAAAAUGCAUGUGAAACUAACUCAUACCAGUAAUGAAUCAAAACACAGUGAAACUGCUGUGACACAAUCCCCAGAGAAGUCUGUAAGUGCAGAAAUCUUGGAGUUGAUUGACAGACUCAUUGAAACCAUUAAGAAUGCACCUAGCGCAGUUAUAGAAGAUCCAGCUCUCAAUACCUAUCUUGGAAAAGCAGAGAGCUACCUAAAAAGUGCUCUGGAACUAGCAGGUGAAGCAGAGAAGAGGUUGGGAAAGGGAAAAGCAGAGAAGGUGGUGGAAGUAGUGAUUCCUUCCACAGGGUCCGAGAACGUGACAGUGGUGAUUCCUUCCAUGGAGGCUGAGAAUGUGACAGUGGUGAUUCCUCCCUCAGAGUCUGAGAAGGUGACAGUGGUGAUUCCUCACACACAGUCUGAGAACGUGCCAGUGGUGAUUCCUCACACAGAGUCUGAAAAAGUGACAGUGGUGAUUCCUCACACAGAGCCUGAAAAGAAGGUGGAAGUGCAGGGUCCUCCCUCGGGCCAGGAGUGGGUGGAGACAGAGAAGAAGGUGGAAGUAGUACUUCCUCCCUUGCCAUCAGAAACUGUGCCUGUAUCGACAGUGGCAGUCCAGUUGCCUGCAUCUUCACCUGAGUCUGUAGCAGAAAAGGCAGAAGAGGCACAAGUGGAAAUGGGGAAGUUAAAAGCAUUCAUUAACUUGCUAUAUGGUUUUAGUCCCCACCUAACUGCAUAUGCACAGAAUUCGGCCAAUAAAAAAGUUGGUGAGGACAUUGUUGAUAGAGCAAUGGCAGUCCUUCAUGCCAUAAAAAGCAUUUUCUGUGGAAAUCCUGAAGGGCAAAGCAAACUGAUGUUGCAGCAGUUGUUAAAGGAAGACAUGGAGCUUGUAAGACAAGCCAUGAAGGAAAAAAGAGUCUCUUAAGAAGACACAUUUGUUUCUUGGUUAAGGUAGAUAUUUUUCAUCCAAGUUAUGUAUCACUAGAAAUCAGUUUUGUUGUUUGUAAGAGCCAAUUACAUAUAUACAUAUAUAUCCAUCGUUUGUAGCCCUUUCCAAAUCUAGAAUUAAAUGCUUAUUUUAAAAUA